This is a messenger RNA of Coregonus sp. 'balchen', 684 nucleotides long. NCBI's taxonomy places the organism in Eukaryota, Metazoa, Chordata, Actinopteri, Salmoniformes, Salmonidae. The record is from the annotation of a GenBank genome assembly.
AUGAAACAGACGGAGGAAAAAGACUCUGAGAAGGAAAAGAUGUCGAAGUCUUGGACUACGGCCAAUCUGAGGAAUUUGGGGCGAAAACCCCAACAACAGAAAACCAAACUCCCGAUUCAGGAGACAGAAGGUUUAAAGAACUCCUGGCUAACUUUACCCAAACAAUCUCAAGACUCGUGCGAGAGCGUUCCGCUUUACAGCUCCGUGGAAUCCACCACUCACCGGGACAGGGGCAAGCAGUCAUCGCGGAGUUCCAUAGGAAAGGACGAGGCAGGAGAAGAAAGGAAGAUUCAAUUCUCUCUGAGCCUCACACCGGAGGCCAUUCUCGUUAUUCAGAAGCGCAGCUUAGAAAAACAGAUGCUAGCCAAACAGCAGAAGGGUUGUGUGUCCGUGGACUUUCGGCACAGGCGAGUCUUUCCAUCCAAAAGGACUCAAGGUGGUUCCAAAAGCACGACCAACCCCGAUCCCAAUCUGGAACAUGCAGAGGACAUUACAACCAUAGUAAAAAUCUCUUUACUAAAUGAUCAGUAUAAAUACGAUGACGUGGAAUAUGAAGAAGACGAUGGCGACGUGGAUGAGACGGUGGUGAGGAAAUGCAAAGAAUGGCUGAAAGGUGUUGAAAGCGCCGCUGCUUUUGGAAAAGUGGACAAACUAUCUGCCCUUCCGCACCUAAAAAGCUGCUGA